This is a messenger RNA of Oreochromis aureus, 1057 nucleotides long. RefSeq lists its product as uncharacterized. The transcript is spliced from 2 exons. Gene Ontology annotation, molecular function: nucleic acid binding. NCBI's taxonomy places the organism in Eukaryota, Metazoa, Chordata, Actinopteri, Cichliformes, Cichlidae. The coding region runs from base 385 to 1008 and encodes 207 amino acids. The record is from RefSeq and is a predicted model, not a curated record.
GGAUGUGGAAGUGUGGUCUCCUCACACAUUUACAAGUGUGUAAAAUGUAGACGAUACAGAAGAACAACUGAGGUUCAACAAAUGGCAAAUCUACCAGAAGAGAGAAUUGAGAAAUCUCCCCCCUUUACUUAUUGUGGGCUUGAUUGUUUUGGCCCCUUUAUUGUGAAGGAAGGAAGGAGAGAGUUGAAACGACACGGAUUGUUAUUCACCUGCCUAUGUUCUAGAGCAGUUCACAUAGAAACCCUUGACGAUUUGACAACAGACGCAUUCAUAAAUGCACUUCGAUCAUUCAUAGCUAUUUGAGGACCCGUGCGCCAGCUAAGAUGUGAUAGAGGGACAAACUUUGUUGGUGCUAGAAAGGAGCUUUCUGAGUUGCUUGAAGGAAUGGAUCAAGACCGUACAAGGGCGCUUGGUUGUGAAUUUGUGCUGAAUGUCCCAUCAGCUAGUCAUAUGGGAGGAGUUUGGGAGCGCCAGAUUCGAACAAUCCGAAGCAUCCUGAUAACUAUGCUUGACAAGUCUGCCAGCAGACUUGACACCACAACUCUAAGAACGUUUCUGUAUGAAACAAUGGCCAUAAUCAACAGCAGGCCACUAAGUGUCGAGCAUCUUCACGAUCCUACUGGUCCUGAACCCCUCACUCCUAACCACAUUCUAACCAUGAAAUCAUCUGUAAUUCUGCCACCUCCUGGACAGUUCUGCAAAGAAGACCUCUAUCUGCACAAAAGGUGGAGAAGAGUGCAGUUUUUGGCCAAUGAAUUUUGGCAACGAUGGAAACGAGAAUACCUGCUAAACCUCCAACAACGACAGAAAUGGCAGAAGACGUCACGAAACUUGCAAGCAGAUGACAUUGUAAUAUUAAAGGAUGACAGUGCACCAAGAAACCGGUGGAAGCUUGCAAGGGUUGUGGAAGCCCUGCCCAGCACAGAUGGCAAGUUCUCACGGCGUAAAGGCGUAAUGGCGUAUCGGCGUACUGGUGAUGGUGAAGCUGAGGAGAGAAAGCUCAAGUAAUAAACGCCCGUUUCAAAGAACCGACCUGUGUCUGUGUUGUCGUGAAGAG